Molecule: messenger RNA, 6260 nt
Organism: Conger conger (European conger)
Lineage: Eukaryota; Metazoa; Chordata; Actinopteri; Anguilliformes; Congridae
Gene: lnpep
Product: leucyl/cystinyl aminopeptidase
Exons: 18
Coding region: 388-3459 (1023 amino acids)
Biological process (GO): peptide catabolic process; proteolysis
Cellular component (GO): cytoplasm
Molecular function (GO): metalloaminopeptidase activity; zinc ion binding; peptide binding
Source: RefSeq, a predicted model, not a curated record
AGGAAGUAGCUAUAGCUGUCUUGGUUAGUUGAGCUUUAAAAUGAUCAGAUAUCUCUUGUACCCAUGUCGAGUAAUUAUAAAUCAGUAAGUAGGAAAAAAAUCGAGCGCUGGUAGAUCACGUUUUAAUUAUCCGUGUCAUUAAAAACUUUUCGCAUUUUAUCUUGUUUUUUUUCCCGAAGAGCAAUAGACAGCGAACUGACAAUGCGUGGGAAAGGGAUUGUGGUCUGAUGGUUAGCGUUAGCUUUGACACUCAUCCUGAUAGGAAAGCCUGCACAGCCGAGUUUGAUUAUUCAAAUUAGCUAUCUAGUUGGCUAACGGUACCUUAUAACUUUUAUUUUAACCAAAGCAGACAAGUGCUGCCACAUUGCAAACCCGUGGUCAUCUCAAAUGGAAUCGUUUCAAAACGACCGGGCGUCCCUGCCCAGGAACAUGAUCGAGAACAGCAUGUUUGAGGAGGAGCCAGACGUGGUGGAUCUGGCGAAGGACACUCCCGCCUACCCUCUGGACCCCGAAGACGUGUCAUACGAGCCCCGAAGCUCCAGGCUGCUGGUACGGGGCCUCGGCGAGAACGACCUAGACGAAGAGGAGGAGGACUACGAGUCUUCCGCCCGCCUCCUGGGCAUGUCCUUCAUGAACCGCAGCUCCAACCAACGCUCCAAUGCCUCACCCUACAUCCGGCAUGAUCUGCCCGGGCACUGCCCCACGCCCUCUGCUCGCACCCUGGUGGUGGGGAUGUUUGUCCUGGUCCUGGUGGCCUCUGUGGCCAUGGUAAUCUACUUCAUACCCAAGUGCACCUUCACCAAGGAGGGCUGCCACAAGGCCAAUGCCACCAUGGAGCUCAUCUACCCCAUCUCCACCAGUGGAGAACUCUUUCCCUGGACUGAGCUGCGGUUGCCAAACAAUGUCCGGCCCGUCCACUACGACCUCUUGAUGCACCCCAAUUUGACGACGAUGACCUUCCAGGGCAAAAUUUCCAUCACCGUGGAAACCACAGAAGACACCAGUAAGGUUGUGCUCCAUGCCUCUGACAUGAAGAUAACCAAGGCCACGUUCCAGGACCAAGAGGUCAAGGUUCUGGAGUACAAACCCAGGCAGCAGAUCGCCAUCAAACUCCCGGAGGACCUGAAGAAGGGGACGUCAUAUGUUUUGACCCUCGAGUACAAUGCAAACCUCUCAACCAGCUAUGAUGGCUUCUACAACAGCUCCUACCAUGACUUGAAUGGGGUCAAAAGGGUCCUGGCAGCAACCCAGUUUGAGCCUCUCGGUGCCCGGAAGGCUUUUCCCUGCUUCGACGAACCGGCGUUUAAAGCUACUUUUCUACUUAAGAUACAGCGAGAUCCUGGAUACAUCAGCCUUUCAAACAUGCCCAGGAACAAGACCACGGAAUUGCCAGGUGGGAUUUUUCAAGACGAAUUUGAAAACAGCGUGAAGAUGAGUACCUACUUGGUUGCUUUCGUUGUGGCUGAUGAAAAGCAAUUUGCAAGAAUCAGCACAAAUGUUUCCGGGACACUGGUGUCUGUGUAUGCAGUUCGAGAGACAGACCAGGUCAAAUACGCCCUGGAAACUGGAGCCAAGAUGCUGGAAUUCUACAAUAAGUUUUUUGGCAUCGAGUACCCUUUAAGGAAACUGGACCUGGUGGCCAUUCCGGACUUCCUCGCGGGAGCCAUGGAAAACUGGGGGCUGAUUACGUUCCGGGAAACAACCCUGCUCGUCGUUAACGAGUCUUCCAUCCUCGACCGCCAACUGGUGACGUGUGUGAUCGCCCAUGAGCUGGCACACCAGUGGUUUGGUAACCUGGUUACCAUGAAGUGGUGGAAUGACCUUUGGCUUAACGAGGGCUUUGCAACGUACAUGGAGUACACGUCCGUCAUGCAUGUGUUCCCCGAGCUGCAGAUUGGGGAUGAGUUCUUGAGCACGCGUUUCAGGGCCCUGUCCAGGGACUCUGUAAACUCCUCCCACCCCGUCUCCACUGUCGUGAGCACUCCUGAGCAGGUGUCCGAGAUGUUCGACUCCGUGUCCUAUGAGAAGGGAGCUUCAAUUUUGCUCAUGCUGAAUUCCGUGUUGUCGGAUGAAAAAUUCCAGAAAGGGAUCACCACGUACUUGAAUGCAUACAAGAGCAAGAACGCUGGGAGCGAUGACUUAUGGAACACCCUCUCACAGGUUGCAGGGCAGUCCUUCAGUGUGCCGGACAUGAUGAGGUCAUGGACGCAGCAGAAGGGCUUUCCCCUGGUUACCGUGCGGAAGAAUGGGACGCGUGUCAGUCUGUCACAGGAGCACUUCCUCCUCAGCGUGGAACCUGACAACGCCACGGCGCAACCCCCGUCAGAGAGCCUGUGGCACGUACCCCUGACGUACGUCAACGAUAGCUGCAGCCUCAGCCUCAGCCCAGCCUGCAAGCAAGUGGUGCUUCUCACCGACCGCACGAUGACCCUGGAUGUUCCGGAAGGGGUGAAGUGGCUGAAGUUUAAUUUGAAGAACGAGGGGUUCUACAUUGUGCACUAUGCGGAUGGGGGCUGGGCAGAGCUCACAGCUGCUUUGAUGAGCAACUUCACAGUUCUGACACCCGAAGACCGAGCUUCGCUCAUCCACAACAUCUUCGCCCUCAACAGACUGGGGAAGGUGUCGUUCAAGGAAGUCAUCAACCUCCUGGGCUACAUUCGAAAAGAUAAGGAACCUGCUCCUGUCCUGGAGGCCCUGCUUCAGCUGGACCGUCUCUACAGACUCCUCGAUAAAAAACAGGAUUUGAUUCAAAGGAUGCAGGCUUUCAUUCUCUAUCACUUCGGGGAGCUGAUGGACAGCCAGGUUUGGGAAGAGGGGGUGUCGGUGUCCCAGGAGAAGCUGAGGUCCACCCUGCUGGAGCUGGCCUGCAGAUACCACAGGGAGAAUUGCACGAAUAAAGCCAAGCAAAUCUUCGAUUCGUGGGCCUCUAAUGGCACAGAGAGGAUACCCGGGGACCUGCGGAGGGUGGUGUACGCUGUGGGCGCUGAGACGUUGUCCGGCUGGAUCACCCUGCGGCGUGCCUACGCGCUGUCCAACGUGGAGGCGGAAAAACGCAAACUCCUGCGGGGGUUAGCCAGCUCGCCGGAUGUGAGACUCAUCGUCGGGUUAUUGAAGGACGGUCUGGAAGGCAGCCUUAUUCAGACUCAGGAGCUCCCGCUGAUCAUCGAUACGAUUUGCCAGAGCUUUCCAGGCCACUUGUACGCGUGGGACUUUGUGAAGGAGAACUGGGCUGUGCUCAUACAGAAAUUUCCCUUGGGAUCAUAUUCUUUGGAAAGGAUCAUAACAGCAACAACAUCCCAGUUUUCCUCACGGGUGCACCUUUUGGAGGUGCAGACCUUCUUUGGCUCGCUGGGAGAAAAAGGUUCCCAGCUACGGAGUUCCCGGGAAGCGGCAGAGACGAUCAAACUGAACGUGCAAUGGAUUGAGCGGAACCGGGCCACACUGUGGGACUACCUUUAGGUCUCGGUGGUACACGUUGCUACACACGGCAUCGCCUCACUGUUUUUAAAAAUGACGGUUUUACCCCCAGCGCCGCUGCCGUCAGCCUGGCAGAAAGCCUGUUUGCACUAUUAGGAGUUCUAGCUAGCUCAGGUCCUGUCUUGGUUCUUUGGGUUAGAGCUCACUAUGACCCCCUGCGUUGUCCCACUGCAGACCAAACUGUAGAAUUGCAGAGAAAUGUUGCCUUGUUUCUGUUGUUUGCCCACCGCAAAAACUCCACGCCCAACUCUGACACGCAAAAACGCAGCGCCCCGCCCACUGCGUGUUUCCUCUUUCCCCUCCAUUCAGAAGUUUUACUCCAAGUUACACUCGCCAGAAAAUAACGGUGCACUCCUAUAAGCAUAAUGAUUGUAUGAGACUAUGGUUUGUUUGGUUAAUGUACAUAAAUUGUUCUUUGGGACUAUUAAUUUACACUGUGCAAUCUAUGUGAGAGUUGAGGGUUUUGCAAUGCUUGUAAAGUUGUAAUUAUGAUGUAUAUAGCUAUUUAAGCAGAUCUGCGUCAGAACAGUGACAGUGUCUGCACUUUUGACCGACCACUUUCUGUGCUUUUGCUUGAAGGUGUGUUUUUACUUGUAUAUAUGGUGUGCAAAGAUUAGUGAAGGCUUGCACAUACAGUCCCCUACAAACGUAUUGAUAUGGUAAGGUCAGUUUGUUGUUGCUCUACACUGAAGACAAUUUAUGUUUAGGUCAAACGAUGUGCAUGAAAUGGCAGAUCCGAAUUUCAGCUUUUAUUUCCUGGUGUUAUCUAGAUUUGUUAAACAACUUAGAACAUAUGACAUUUUUUUAUCAGCCUACCAAAUUUUUGGGUGAGCAAAAGUAUUGGAACGUGACUGACAGGUGUUUCUUGUUGCCCAGAUGUGUCCUGUUAGAUUGAUUAGUUAAACAGUAAAUGGUUCUGAAUGUCUACUCUUGGUUUUAGCCUUGGGUUUUGCCUGUGAAGACUGUCUUUGUGUUAUAAUAGAUAAAGCAGUAUGAAGACCAGAGAACUGUCUUUGGGAGAAAAGCAAGGCAUUCAUUUUGAAGCUUAGAAAAGAGGGGAAAACAACAGCUGUGGGGAAAAAAGCAUCACGAAAGAAGAAUGCAACAGUUUAGUGAUGUCAUUGGGUCGCAGGCUUGAUGCAGUUAUUGCAAGCAAGGGCUAUAUUCCCAAAUAUUAAGUGUUAUUUUAUUUUAAUUUACUUAAAUACACUCUGUUCCAAUACUUUCGCCCCCUAAUAAUUUGGUGGAUACCAAAGGUGCUAUGUUCAAGUAGUUUUAACACAUCUAGGUGUAAAUACCAAGAAAUAAAAGCUGAAAUUCUGAACUUUUGUCUCGUGUUCAUCUUUUUAAUCUCAACCCCAAAUGUAUUCAGUGUAUUGCAAAAACAAAGGAAUUGGCCUUGCAGUUCAAAUACUUUUUGAAGGGGCUGUAAAGAAUGGCAGUAAAAUGUAUUUUCAGUUUGUUUUUAAUCCUUCAGUGGAAAAGCAGUGGCUACAGUAUUGGGGGUUAAUGGAAGGACUGUAUGCCAACCUUUCAAGUAGAUACUGUUGCCCAUUUUGAAUGAAAUGAAUUCCAUGACAUCAUGGCUCAAAUUCGGUUAGAUUAUCAGUGGCGAGAGAGCAGCUGUGUUCUGGCUGCCCCUGUCUAAGUUACUACUGUCGUUAUUAAAGGUUUACUGUUCUACUGGAAGCCUUUGGGAUUACUCAUAACCCAAAAAAGAAAGCACAGUCCAUGGUGUUUCUCUGGACAGAUGCAUUCACCGUUAACACAAAAACUUCUCCAUUCUGCAAGCGCACAAGCUGUUUUCCCGAGAUGCACCUAAUUCUGUCAGCCCUUUACAAGAUUAAAAAAUUUACUUUAAGAGUGUUUUGCAAGAUUAUAUAUUUUAUAAGCAUAAGUGGUUGGAUUAGCAUUGGUAGGCAGUGUAGCUUUUUGCCCUGAAUGGCUGCAGUAGCUGUUGAAGCCCUAGGUGGACUGCAUAUGAAAGUACAGCUUUAGCCCGUCAGUGUCUAUGAAAGGACGCAUCUGAGGCCCCCCAAUGCACCUCACUGAUCCUGCAUUCACAGGUUGAAUUAUUGUUAAUCAUCCUUUUUUUCACAAAUUGAGUUGUUAAAAGAUCAUAAUUCUAUAUUUUAAAUAUGAUUUUAGAUUUCCUAAUUCUGUUGCAUGAGGAUUAUAGUUUUCAGUGCUGCUGGAUCCAGCUUCCUGGUCUCAGAAGUAUUCCUACAGAUGGAGCUUCCCAUACAGUUUGAUUGUGAAAAAAAUUGGGGCUUUUGCUUUCACACAUUUUAUUUGUUUUUGGUUUUGUGUGAGAAUAUGGUAAUUUUGUAUGCUUUGAAGUCAUAUGAUAUGAUGGGUCUCAUUUUUAUUUGUUUCUUUCUGUUACGUCAGUAACUCCCCUAUGUGCAGGCAGCUCUACAUGGAUCAGCAAUCUGCCCACCAACUCCAUGUUUCGCUUUAAAUAAAUUAAAUGUUUUAAAUGAAGGUUAUUUGGGAAAAUGGUUACAUGUGUCUUAUUGUACAUACGACAGGGGAGAACUCAGACUGAAUUAUAUGGCCAGGUCAUAUAAUUAUUAUUUUUCUGCUUCUGAAUUUUUAUUAUAUUUUCCAGUCGUCUCCCAAGGGAAGCUUACACUUGAAUUUUUUUCAGGAAAGUAAAUGGGAGCUUUUAUGUUUCACGGGAGUGCUGAAGGACUAAACAAGGCAUUUCUCUUCUCUAGGUUGUCGAUGUUAACAUGCUCAGGCCAAAACAAACAAAAAAAUAAUAAAAAAUAUUUUUAGGA